CCGCAGAUCAUGGAUAUUUAAAGAGCCAUUUCUUCAUGGGUUGAUACAUUCGAUAUUUUGUACUGGACAAGGACAUACAAUUUUAUUAUGGAAUCUCUCAAAUUAGGAGUUAUGUAUGUUGAGAGUCAUUCACGGAGAUUGUACGGAUAUAUAGAGAAAAUGUCGCUAGAUAUUGGUGACAAAUGUGACAAUUAUAUGGAUGACACAUCAGCAAGGAGAAAAUACUGGUGCGAAGUGCUUCUACGGCUACCCCUGUUGUUCAUUAUACAUCAGUGGUUUCUGCUCAUUCCAAAUUCUAACUACUGGAUUAUUGAUAUAGUUCUAUUCAUCGUAAGAUACGGAGUGGCUCAUUUUUUGGUCAGAUCUUGGGCUUUCAACAGCGGAGUUCUUCUUCAAGCCUACAUUACUCUUACAUUCGACAUAAUAAUGGUCUGGAUUAAAUACAUCGACUACUGGACAUACCAAGAUGAAGCCUGUGAAAUUUGUCAUGAUAAGAACGUGAUGGUGUGGUCAGAUGUGACAGCCAAUGUAAGGUUACCAUUGACUUGCUCAAUUAUACUGCAACUGAUAUAUCUUUGCACAAGGCCCGGAGCAUUAAGUCAUAGAUCGAAAUACGAUGGUCCAUCAUUGCUAUAUAUUGGAUUACUGUCAACACUGGUUCCCAGAAUUUUGAGCACUCUUAGUAUAUUUCCUGCCUUUAUGUCAGAAUUGUCGUACUGGAUUGACAUUUUUUUACUGAUUGUAAUAAUUGUUUUUGAGGUUGUCUCACUGCUGAUCAUAGAUGCAACAGUUGAUAGAAACAAGCUUAUGUCUCUGAUCGCCAAGAAAAAUCAAACAAAUGAAACUGAAACAAAAAAUAAAUAUAAAUCAGCAAUUAAAGAUUUAAAAUGUCGUAUAGAGAUCCGAAAUCAAGGACAGAAUAUGUUUCCAGGAAAAUGGUUUGUGAGAGAUUCCAUGGCGUUCUUUGCGAUUGUUUAUCUAACAACAAUUUUAUUAAUUGAGGUAACAGUCUAUCAAAGACCGAUAUUGUCGUUUAUGUCAUUAAACACUUGCCUAGAAGUUCUUGCAAGAUGGUGCACUACGCAUGUUAUUGUACUUGUUAUUUCUUACGUCUUAGGUUUAUUGUCCAACGUUACUGUUGCCCUAGGUAACUGGUUCCUGACAACAGAAAUCAACCUCACUGAGGCUUUCAAUGCUGAUAUUGGUGAAAUUGUCGAAGGUACUGCACUUAUUACAUUUAUUGAAGCAAAUGUGCUGGCUUUGGAAGAUGAGGAAAAAGUUAAUGCUAUGGGGCUUAUAGCGUUUUUGACCAUGUAUGCUAUUAUAUUUCAGACACAUGAUGUUCUUGAGCAGAAAAUUUUUCAAGCAAUUAAUAACGAAACUUCCCCUGGGGUAUUAUUCUACAUGCGUGCGAUUAUUCUCAGCGGAUUACUUGUCACUAUUCCAUCCUUGUCUACUUUGCUUGUAUCUAGAAAUUUGAAUUUAAGUCCAUGGCUCCUAUUUUUUGCAUCCGGAAAUUGCUCUUUAGUUGUUCUUACAGUCACUUUAAUGUUAGAAUCUGUCUUAAUAAAAUGCACGUGGUAUACAUCAAACCAUCUUACUAAAAUCGAGGACUUUCUACAUUAUACUAUGAUUUGUAAAACAUUUGUCCUACUUUUAUUGAACUGUGUACAGUGCUAUUGUAGAUAUAUCUGUCCAUUUUUCAAGGGAUGGUGGUUUAUUCGUCUCUGCCUUGCUUUGUUCAGUUUUGUAGCAGUGACCGCAAUCCUCGGAUUAAAUGAAUUUAACAGAUACAAAACUAGACAAAGAAUAUUUACACUUCUUAGAAACCUACAAGAUGUGUUUUUUCAUGACGCAGAAGACACGCAUGAGUGCGCCAUUUGUUACAUUGAAAUGACAAACGCAAAGAAAUUACCUUGUAAUCAUAUCUUUCAUUAUGAUUGUUUAAGGAAAUGGUUUGUAGUUAGAACUGUGUGUCCAUUGUGUAACACUGAAAUCAGGGAUGAGAAUAUCCAAGUGCGAGAUUUUUUUAUAUAUAAUGUUUAACUUAAUUAUGAUAACAAAAUUUGGGCUCCGAUUUUACACUGUCAAAUGAAGUGAAAAGGUCUCUGAUUUUCAAAAAAAGUGAAGGUUUAGUUUAUAAAUGUCUUGUAAAUUUAACUUUGUAAAUCUUGUUAAUUUUAGUUGAUAAAUGUCUUGUUAUUUUGGGUUCGUGUUUAUAUUAUAUUUGCUUUUUAAUAUUACUCGUAUUUAGAAUUUCAGUUACAGAAAAAUUAUUGAAAUUGACUGCAUAAUCUUUGAAAGAAUUAUCUAAAUUUAGAGUUUAAAACACACAAUGUUGGAAUACUAGUUUGCCAUGUUUUUUAAUGCUAAGCUUUGAUAUCAUUUAUAUUGUAUCAACAUUAAGUUUGUCAUUGGAUGUGUUUGAUGGUAGACGUUUUAUUUUAAUUAAAGCACUACAUAUAGUUUUGCCGCGUUUUUUUACCCUCGUAUUUAAAGGAAAACAGGAGGUUAUAGAAAUGAACUAAGUCUGUCUUUCUGUCUGACCGCCAUCAUUUUUGUCCAAUCCGUUACAUAUCCGUUCAAGGAAGGAAUAUUUAAUUACUUGAAAAACUCUUCACCAUAAUAAGACGACGCAACACCCAGACCGCUAACUACAAUGUCAAGGACACACUUGGAGAUUAAAGGACAACAUUUUUUGAGUGAUUGUGUAUUUUGUGUUCGGUCCAUAACUUUGUCAUACAUCAUAGGGUUUGAAAUAACUUGGCGCAAAUGUUCACAAUAAUAGACAUAUCUUGCGAAACAUCUAGACCGUACCUAAAAGGUCCAGGUAAAAUUUAGAAUUCAAUGUUUAACAAACUCUGUAAAAAGACCCUUUCUUAAAUCUAGUUCACAGCUUGUUAAUUCAUCAAAGAAUUUUGAAAUAAGUUUGCACAAGUAUGAAACUAAUGUUAUUAUAUUUAUAUGUUGAAUUUAUUGUUGCAUGUGCAUAUAUAGACUUUGGCAAGAAUUUGCACUGAAAACCAUAUACCGGUACAUACAUUCAACUUUUGAAAUAACAAAUUCUUGUUUAAUUUAUUCUGAUUCUUUUUUUUAGAUGACUAAUAUAAAAUAACAUCCUUCAUGUAUAAUUUUCGGACCAUUACACUAUUCUAUUGAAGUUCAAAGUCUCGGUCAAUUGAAAAUCAAGAAUAAUAGUAGAUUGGUAAUUUCAGAAAGACAAAAAGAU
Molecule: messenger RNA, 3229 nt
Organism: Ruditapes philippinarum (Manila clam)
Lineage: Eukaryota; Metazoa; Mollusca; Bivalvia; Venerida; Veneridae
Product: E3 ubiquitin-protein ligase RNF139-like
Exons: 2
Coding region: 88-2046 (652 amino acids)
Molecular function (GO): zinc ion binding
Source: RefSeq, a predicted model, not a curated record